UGUUUGGAACCGAUUGUGUGUAGGCCUCCCGUGUUUUCUGUGAGGGAUUAUCACCCGAUUCUACAGCUGUCUUGAAGUCAUAUUAUACCACAUCUGUGUCUGUUCUCUGAAUCGCCUGUAAAGCGUUUCUUACACUUUGAGGAUGUCGGUGGCCGGGUUGAAGAAGCAGUUCCACAAAGCGAGUCAGCUUUUGAGUGAGAAGAUUAGUGGUGCAGAGGGGACCAAGUUGGAUGAAGACUUCAUGGAGAUGGAGCGGAAAAUAGAUGUCACCAACAAGUCUGUCUUUGAGCUGCUGAGCAAAACCACAGAAUAUCUCCAACCAAACCCAGCGUCUAGGGCCAAACUGGGCAUGCUCAACACCGUGUCUAAGAUCAGAGGACAAGUGAAGACAACAGGCUAUCCCCAGACGGAGGGGCUUCUGGGAGAGUGUAUGCUGAGAUAUGGCCGGGAGCUGGGGGAGGAGUCCUCAUUCGGCUGUGCACUUGUGGACAUUGGAGAAGCUAUGAAACAGUUAGCUGAAGUGAAAGACUCGUUGGAUAUCGGUGUCAAACAAAACUUCAUUGAUCCUCUGCAGACACUGCAGGAAAAAGAUCUGAAAGAGAUUGGGCACCAUCUGAAAAAGCUGGAGGGACGGCGGUUAGACUUCGACUAUAAGAAGAAGCGGCAGGGCAAAAUUCCUGAUGAGGAAAUCCGGCAGGCGGUGGAGAAAUUUGAGGAAUCCAAAGAGCUUGCAGAGAGAAGCAUGUUCAGCUUCUUAGAGAAUGACGUGGAGCAGGUCAGUCAGUUAGCAGCCCUGAUCGAGGCAGCGUUAGAUUACCACCGCCAGUCAGCGGAGAUACUGGAAGAACUCAACAGUAAAAUACAGGACAGGAUAGCUACAGCAAGCAGCCUCCCUAAAAAAGAGUUCAAACCAAAGUCCAUUAUAUCCAGCAUAGAGGAAAUCGACAACUCCCAGCACAACGGACUUUCAUACAGCUCAUCGGUCAAGUCCUCAGAAUCAGAGCUGCAAAUGGAUCAGCCAUGCUGUAGGUCCCUCUAUGACUUUGAACCAGAGAACCAGGGAGAGCUAGGCUUCAAGGAGGGAGACAUCAUCAUCCUGACCAACCAGAUUGAUGAGAACUGGUACGAGGGCAUGAUCAACGGCGAAUCGGGCUUUUUCCCCAUCAACUACGUCGAAGUCCUAGUGCCUUUGCCACAAUGAACAUCACUGGUGAAUCCAGCCUUCAGCACAAUCCACAGACUCUAAACUCUUAAAUCCAUUCACCCUGAUACAUUUCAGCAGUGUUGUCCUCCACUGAAGCUUUGCUUUGACCACAGACAUUUUAAAUCUUCUAUUGUUCAAUAUUUAUUUUUUACUUCUCUUC
Messenger RNA from Chanos chanos (milkfish), 1364 nucleotides. It is a transcript of the gene sh3gl3a, whose product is annotated as SH3-domain GRB2-like 3a. Gene Ontology annotation, cellular component: cytoplasm; glutamatergic synapse; presynapse. Bases 143 to 1201 code for a protein of 352 amino acids. The transcript has 9 exons. Gene Ontology annotation, molecular function: protein binding. Gene Ontology annotation, biological process: endocytosis; synaptic vesicle uncoating. Lineage: Eukaryota; Metazoa; Chordata; Actinopteri; Gonorynchiformes; Chanidae. The record is from RefSeq and is a predicted model, not a curated record.